Messenger RNA from Trypanosoma brucei brucei TREU927, 2958 nucleotides. RefSeq lists its product as hypothetical. The record is from RefSeq and is a predicted model, not a curated record. The transcript has a single exon. Lineage: Eukaryota; Euglenozoa; Kinetoplastea; Trypanosomatida; Trypanosomatidae. The coding region runs from base 1 to 2958 and encodes 985 amino acids.
AUGAGCAACAAACAAGUGGACGGUGAUUUGCAUUACAAGUUGUGCAAGAAAAUAGCACAACUAACGAAAGUUAUCUAUCACCUUAACCUGCAAAAUGAGGAUAACGACACACGGUUCAGUGAUAUCCGCGAGCGGCACGAUAAUGAGAUACGUCAGUUGCACGAUGCCACAAACAAACGUGUUGAGGAGGUGAAGGAAUCUUUUCGUGCGGCAGAGCAGGAUCGUAUUGGCAUUGUAGAGAACGCGCAGAGACAAUACAAGGAAUCCCUAGAAGCGGCGAAGGCGGAGUACUUACGGAAGAUAUCUGCAAUGACGGAGGAUUUGAAGGCCAGCAAGGCUCGUUUCGAAACGGCAGUGAAGGACGUGGUGGCAUCUUGUAAGGCUGAUGCAGAAAAGGCGAUAGCUGAAAAGUGCCAGUCAAAGGACGCUGAGACCGCCAAUCUUGUCCGAGAAUACAAUGACCGGUACAAAGCGAUGUUGGCGGAGCAGAUGAACGCUAGAGAUGAGUUAGAGAAGACGAUAAACGAUCUACGGUCCAAACUAGAGGGGGCUGAAAGGGCACACGCACAAGAACUGAAACAGCUGGAGGCGAAGCAAAAGGAUUCUGAUGCGAAGGCAGCGGCAGAAUUGGCCCGGUGGAAGGAAGAGUGUGAGAAGGCACGGGCAUGUGUGCAGAAAUUGCAGGCGGAGUGCGACUCCCUUAGUAACUGCCUCAAUGAAAAGGCGAGUUCCCUCGGGAGCUACCGUGAGACUGAGGCCAAACUACGCGAGAUUGUGAAAGCGUUAGAAAAUCGACUGAGUGACUCACAGAAGCAGUGCGAGACUCUCAAUGACACUCUGGCUGAAAAACUUCAGGAGCUUGCAAAGAAGGAUUCUAUUGUUAUUAAUCUGGAAAAUCAACGUAGUUUGCUCGAGACACGCAACAGCGAACUUACGACAAAGAAUUUAGAGUUGCAAAACCAGAUAAGUGUGCUGGAAAAACGCUUAGAAACGCUUAGCACCCAGCUCCACGAUAUUGAGAAAUUAAACCAGGAUGAAGCUAACCAGCACAGCCAGUUCGAGGCUCAGCUACGGGGGAAGUGUGCAGACCUACAGCGGUGUAUUGAGGAGCUUGAGAAGCGGCAUCUGGAGGAUUUGGAUCAACUCCGUAAGAGUCAUGCCAAAAGUAUGGCUGACUAUCAGUCGUCAGCAACGAGGGCUGCCGAAGAGGCCAGUGACGAAUUCCGCUGUGCGAAAGAGGAGAUGGCCAGAUUGCACGAGGCUGAGAAGGACAAAAUGAAAAAGGAGCACGAGAAGCAAGUUGCAGAACUGAAACGGGAUCACGACCGGCAAAUCAACAGCAUCCGGGAGAGUCUAUCUACUGCUAGUCGUGCUGAGGCGGAAAUGCAAGAACUGGAGAAAAAGCUGCGUGAUACUAUUGCUUCUUUAGAGGCUGAACUGAAGGUAGCGUGGGAGAGGUUGGAGGAAACCGACAAGUGUCUGAAGGAGGUAACGCAGAAUCUAGAGGAGGAAACGCUUCGAUACGCUCAGCGGUUGCAGGAAUUGGAGACGGAUGCGGAGCAGCGGGUUAGAGCCGUGUGUGCCGAUCGCGAUGGCAAGAUCUCCGCUCUUGAGGCGCAGCUUGCCGAAAUUAGGCAAGAGGCGGAAUCCCGGCUCAAGGAAGUUGCGAGGGAGUGGGAACAAAAACUGGAAGAAGGGCGAAACGCAAACAACAGAGGAUUAGUAGCUGAGUUAGAGGCAUGCCACAAUGCGUACGCCCAGCAAUUGAAACUAUUGAGUACACUACACGAAGGGCAACUGCACCACUUCUCCCAAAAGGAAGUGAUGUGCCUUGAACAAGUCACAUCCCAUUGCAAUUCGGUAAUAAAAAACAUUGCAGAUCGGGCAAAGAACGAUACCGAUGAGAAGGAGGCAGUUCAUCGUGCUCUCAAAGAGAGCGGUGAUCGACUACGGCAGCGUGAAGAAGAUCUCCGGCGGCUAAAAGAGCAGCUUGACGGCAUUCGCGGUGACGCAAAUAAGCAAAGAAGCGUCAUGCUUGAAGAAAUCCAAGCGCUGAAGGGCCUUAUAGCAAAACUUAUCGCGGAGAAGGAAGGCCUGGAAGCAUCCGAUCGAAAUAUGUCUAAUGAACUGCAGGAGUUGCGCCGAAAUUUUGCAACCAGUCAGCGGGAUGCGCUCGACGCUCAGAGGCAGGUGCAGGAUCUAGAGGCUACCAUUGCAACGCUGAGAGAAGAUGCGAAGCGAGCAAUUCAGGACGCGGAAACAAGGUUGCAGGAAUCCCUCAAGGCCGUAAUGGAUUCUUGCGAGCAGAAGGCGAAGGCAGAACUUGACAACCUACGAGCCUCGGCUGCGAUGGAGCGUGACAACUUGCAGCGACGGGCAGACGAAUCUCUUUCUGCGCUGCGACUAAAGUACAAUAAUACACAGGAGGAACUUCGUGACGCGAUGUUAAGGAUUGACGGGCUUACUAACGAGUUGGGUAGGUGCUCGGAGGAGUUGAAAAUGGAGCGCCAGAGGCUGGCGGCAGCAAAGUCCGAGUUUGAUGAAAUUCUCAGGCGGAAACAGCAUGAUCAUGACGAGAAGAUGCAACAUUUGGAACAACAAGCGGAGAACAUCUUGAAUGAACUGGGCAUGAAACACAAGAUGUUUGUUGACGACCUGAUUCAGCAACAGCAAGAAGAGCGUACCGGGCACAAUGCAAGGUUAAGGGAGUUGCAGAGGGCGUUUGAUGACCUUCGGCACCGCUAUGAGUACCGAGAGUCGCGUCAGGAAGAUGUGGAGAUGAUUAACCGCCUCAUGAAGGAGGCAAAGAAAAAGGAACAGGACCUGAAGAAGGCGUUGGAGGAUAUGAAGAUGUAUAAACUUGAGCUUGUCAACCGUGAGGACAACUACAACAAAGUCUUUGGGAGGCGGCCUGUCGUUGCACCGAGGGAGGCUGCAAGUAAGUUUCAAUCGCGCUGA